GAGAGAGAGAGAAGAGAAAAAGAUUUAUUUGAAAUGGAAUUAAUUAAAUAUAAGCUGAUUUACAUAGUAGCCACCGUAAUGGCUUCUAUGGUGGUUAUUAGUGCUGUAAAUCUACAUGUUGGCAAUAGACAAUAUAAUGACAGUUUAACGUGCUUCGAAAAUAUUCACAUUCCAGCACAAUAUGGAAAAGUCGUAUAUGCAAAAAAGCCGUGCAAUCUUCACAAACGUAACAAAACUAUCACGCAAAUUGUUGCCAUUGAUAAGGGACUGAGAAACAAAGGCGGAUUUGCGAGAAUUAUAGAAGGUGGCUUGUAUCGGAAUAAUGUUACUUUAUAUUUAUGGAGUCAGAAGAGUCAAUCGCUCAACUUUACCAUUUCGAUCUACAGCAAACCCUACAAAUGAUACGAUUUAUCACAUUCGAUAAGAGACUUCUUAAAUGUAUUUUGUCUUAAUUAUUAUAAACAUAAAUGUUAAAUAUUUCAGCAAUUGUAUUUAUCAUAAUUUAUCAAUUAAGUAAAAUUCUCUUACGCUGUUUAUCUUACAACAAGUCGACGGACGUUUCUUCUGUCAUUUACACUUUAUUCAUCAAUUUAUUUUAAUAAGCGAUAUUACGUU
Molecule: messenger RNA, 615 nt
Organism: Ceratosolen solmsi marchali
Lineage: Eukaryota; Metazoa; Arthropoda; Insecta; Hymenoptera; Agaonidae
Exons: 1
Coding region: 34-402 (122 amino acids)
Source: RefSeq, a predicted model, not a curated record